GUCAUUUAGAAACAGAGACGUAAGCGAUCAGCUGAUCAGCUGAAGAAAAUUUACACUUUUAUCAGAGAGAAACUUCUCUGCUUUUAUCAAACUUUUUUGAAGAUUUUUGAAUUAAAAGUUUUUCAAAAUUGAUUUUGUUAUUUUUCACAAAAAAUGGUUUUAAAUCUAAUCAAACAGAUUAUACCACUUAAACGACAUCCUUUCAUAAGGAAAACCUUAGCUGCAAAAUUUUAUACUGGAAGCUUGUACGAGCCUGAUUAUUUACAGACAGGAAAAUCGAAAAUUCCACUUCUACCUACGAUAAAUAUACAAAUUAAGGGUUACGACUAUUCGGUGCUCGAAUGUUACCAAGCUUUCAUGAAUAAAUUGGCAGAUAUCAUGCAAAUUGAUGUAGACAACAGUUGGGCAUUACCACCUCAGGAAUUCAAAAUUCAGAGAUAUAAAACUGGAACAACGGCAAUUAUAUCUGAAUAUAAUCUUAAGAUUUAUGAAAGACAUAUACAAUUGUCAGAGGUAUCUAGUACCAAAUGUUCAAUAUUAAUUAGAGCAUUGGAGGCAUCCCUUCCACAAGGUGUUACUCUUAAUGUAGACGUUUAUGAUUCUGCGUUAGAGUUGAAGCGAUAUGUACCAGACAAAGAAUUACUUGAUUUGAAAUCUUCAUUACAUACAUUAAAGACUAAAACUUAAGUAUAAAUUAUUGAUACAGAAAUUUAAAUGCAAUAAAAUGCUUUUAUGUAUAUUAAUGUAUAAAGAUCUUUUCUCAGCAUA
Nylanderia fulva is the source of this 768-nucleotide messenger RNA. It is a transcript of the gene mRpL48, whose product is annotated as mitochondrial ribosomal protein L48. Lineage: Eukaryota; Metazoa; Arthropoda; Insecta; Hymenoptera; Formicidae. The record is from RefSeq and is a predicted model, not a curated record. Gene Ontology annotation, cellular component: mitochondrial ribosome.